AUGGUAACAAAAUCAGAAUUAAAUUUAUUGAAUAGUUUUAAUAAGGAUGGAAAGUAUGAUAAUUCAUAUGUAUGGAUAAUUACUCAGAAGAAACAACAGCAAUUUGAAUCUGAAUUUAAUAUUACACGAGAAUGCAAAUCUCAAGAAUUAAUAAUUGAAAACAAUCAAACUACACAAUUAAGAACACAUGAAUUAACGGAUAAUUUAGAAAUAUAUAGUCAAAAUUCAUUAAAAUUCGGUUUAAAUAAUAGUUCAAAAUAUGACAGUUUAGCAUCAUCAUUAAUUCCUUUUCAAUCAGUUUCAUCAAGGAAUUCAAUUAAAUCAAACUUAUCUAUUAAAAUAUCACAAUCUCCAAAACAACAUAAAACACCUCUUUUAAAUAUUGAAAUGUCAUUAAACAGUAAACCAACAACACCAAUUAAAACACCACCACCAAAUUCAGAAACUUCAACUACUGUUAAACCAAUUAAAACACCACCACCAAAUUCAGAAACUUCAACUACAGUUAAACUAAUUAAAACACCACCACGAAAUUCAGAAACUUCAACUACAAUUAAACCAAUUAAAACACCACCACCAAAUUCAGAAACUUCAACUACAGUUAAACCAAUUAAAAGAUUUAGAUCUAAAUCUUCAUACGAUUUAAAUUUCCCAAAUUUAAACUAUAGAAAACCUAGAUAG
Messenger RNA from Insectozyma verbasci, 681 nucleotides. NCBI's taxonomy places the organism in Eukaryota, Fungi, Ascomycota, Pichiomycetes, Serinales, Debaryomycetaceae. The record is from the annotation of a GenBank genome assembly.